UCUUUAGUCAUUCCUUUUCUAUCGUUCAUUCUACGGUGACAAGGCAAGCGUACGUGGUCGACAUGGCUCAAGGUAAACAGAAAUUUAAAGCUCAACGACCCGGUGGUGGGAAGAAACCGAGCCAGAAACCAAAAGGAGCCAAGAAAGGAGCGAGGACAAUCGCACCAAAGAAAACACAAGUCGUCCAGCAACAGAAACUAAAGAAGGGUCUGGAGGUGGCCAUCAGGAAAAAGAUUGAGCAGGAGGUGGUCCAGAAGGCCAGCACCUCCAUGCACAAGCGGCUCAACGUGCUGAAGGCCCCCGAGGGCAAAGGAGCGGGCGGCCCCCCUCGCCCCAACGCCCCCACCUCUGCCGCUGGGUCAUCCAAAUAACACACACACACACACACACACACUGUGUGUAGUAGACUGUGGUCCGGCUCCCUACUCUGAGGGGUUUAGCGUUUGAACACUUUCCAAAAGAUAUACAGUUGUUGUUUUGAAACUGUAGUUUUGAAUUAAUGUAAUUAGGAGCAUCAGUUUUAGGGGGGCGAAGUCUGAAGUCUGAAGUCGGAGGUGUUGCUCUUGUAGCAGGUCUGAAAAACUACUGUGUGGUUGUGAUUUUGUUGUUAUCCGAACAUUGCAGCUACUGCUGUUGGUGUUUUGUAUUAAAUGGAUGUCUAGUAUAUAUAUAUAUGGCCACUAGGUGGCACCCUAGAGCUGUAUGAUUCCAGCUCUGGCCAAACUCAUGCACCACAAAGGAGAAAAGUUCUUAUCAAUCCAAGCUUUUCUGUACAGAGAUCUUUUAUGAAAUGACACAUUAAAAAUAUUAUCCAACA
Messenger RNA from Clupea harengus (Atlantic herring), 817 nucleotides. It is a transcript of the gene c24h19orf53, whose product is annotated as chromosome 24 C19orf53 homolog. The record is from RefSeq and is a predicted model, not a curated record. NCBI's taxonomy places the organism in Eukaryota, Metazoa, Chordata, Actinopteri, Clupeiformes, Clupeidae.